AUUGCAGCGUACUCAACGCGCAGACCGUGUAAACAGAUAAUUAGAUCCCUGCUGUUAAUCUAAGUCGGUCAUUAGAGAUCGGAAUGCAUCUUGGGUCCAUGUUACGGCGGCCCGACGUCUCACUUCCCCGGCUCCGGGGCCGGACCCCCAGCCGGCGCUGGCCACACAUCUAUCACCGGGCCGGGCGGAAGUAUGUCUCGCCUCCGCACCUGGCACCACGAGCGUUACACCGGACGUCGAGACAAGAUAGCACAAUGCCACUUCGCCAUCGAUCGAACCCUGGAUGUCCCACCUGGCGUGUGCCCUCGUCCGCCCAUCCAAUGUCACCUCACACCACCGCGUCGCCGACGCGCGACCCCAUCGUCGCUUCCAAUCAUUGGCAUUUCCCCUCCACGAGAGUCCCAACAGAUCAUACCACACCCAUCGGAUGUUCAGUGAACUACUAAACUCUAGAUUUAGACGUAGUACACCGGCCAGCCGGUGAGUGUUUGCCAUCGCCUGCGGCUAACUACGUUCCCUUGGACUCGAUCGCCUCCACGGAUGAACUAUCCCCAAGAAGGGCUUAUCAGCCGUCACUACGGCCGCUCACACCAUCUCUUAACUUGGUCUCAACUUCUCAACGUCACCUCAAGAGGCAUGGCACGCAACGCACGCCCCCUCCCAAAUUCCCAAUCUCUCUCAUGUUCCGCCGUUCGACAGGGUCGGCCUGUCGGCU
Messenger RNA from Colletotrichum acutatum, 715 nucleotides. RefSeq lists its product as uncharacterized. The record is from RefSeq and is a predicted model, not a curated record. The transcript is spliced from 2 exons. Lineage: Eukaryota; Fungi; Ascomycota; Sordariomycetes; Glomerellales; Glomerellaceae. The coding region runs from base 84 to 446 and encodes 120 amino acids.